GAUCGAUCGAUCGAUGGAUCGAUCAACUGGUCGUCUUUCGUUUCUCUCCAUAUAUUCGACUCUCCGGAUUCCCUGGUGGUACUACUACUACCACUACUACUACUACUACCACCACCAACGCUACUACUGGCAAAAGACUAAUUGUAAGAAACGAUCGCGAAUGAGGUGCGUGUGCGAUCCAGUGACCUACUUUAUUCUAUUCUACAACAUUACACAUACUCACACACACACAGAAAACUUUUCCAGAAAAACUAGAAAUUAAUUACAUCGCGAUCUCGUUCUCGUUCAAUAAGAAAUGAAGGAUUUUGAUCUGUUUUAUUAGGUAAAUGUGGAAAACUACGGAAGAGGAAAAUAAAUGUACGAGAUAUGAAAGAUCAUACCGUACGAACAACGUAAUUGACUCGAAAACAUCGACUACGAAUUUGGAGAACGAUCGAUAAAUCCCUCAAAUUCAUCUUUGAAUUAAAAAUAAGAAGAAUCAGAAGACUUAAUUGAACAUUUUGUUCUUUACACGAUUUAAUAUAGAAGAGGAAAACAAAAAAGAAAUUAGUACAUUAUUUUCGCGUGAUUGAAUCCGUGAACAUUUAUAUAAAUAAUUAAUUGAUCAUUAAUUACGGAAGAAAUUGAGCGUCAAAAUGGAAAAGACUCGAGCGAACUACCACCAUCAUCGGAUGAUUGUGAUCAAGGCUGCUCUUCUAUUCCUGAUAAUAGGCGAGACUAAUUCACAAGUAAAUUUUGUUGACGAACGUAAGUUUGAUCGACCAUUAUUUCCCAGCUGGUACAAUAAAUCGGCACUAAAUGAUCGUAGACCAAAUGAUUUUGACGACCGUAUAUACUUCGUUGAAGAAAAUAUCAUACUACCAACAUGCCAGAAUGAAAUCUUUUGCGAAGAUGUUCCCAAUUAUCCUGAAGAAUUUGUAAAGGCUAAAUUACGAACAACCAAGGGUUUAUUUGGUGUCGUAGAUAUAUUAACAAAUAAAACAGAUGACUUUGCGGUCAGAACGGACGUGGAUGAAGUAGUGCUAUGCGUAAGUAAUGAAAAGAUCAUUUUUCCUAAGACGGCAGAAUCUGUCAACGGGGAGUGGCUGUUUAUAGUACAGAAUGGAAAAGAAUUCGCGCAAGCUGUACGCAUCGAAGUUUGUAUGAGUGAUUCUCAGCCGUGUAGAUUUUUUAGCGAAGAAAAAAUGGCAGUUUGCGAACAAACCUAUAUUUAUCGUGAGCUUGUUGCAGUUAAGGAUAAUAAUUUAAAAUCGGACUAUUUUCGUUUUCCUGCGAAUUGUUGUUGCAAUAUUAAAAAAACUUAGAAAAUCACCAAAAUCGCGACUAUCUUUUAUGAUUUUUUUUUCACAAAUAUUAGAUUUGUGAAGAUUUACUUUCUCCUUUUGAAAUGUACUUUAUUUAACUAAGGCACAUAUUCGGAAUCCCUAAAAAACUAUAUAUUUAAACGAAAUCUAUGCUUGAUUUCCUCAGUAGGAUUUUAGAAAAUGUGAUACUUUCGCUGAAAUAUCCUGUAUAAACCAUGUAUAUCGAGACUCUUGGUAAAAGUAUGCAAUAUACUUACUCACGACAACACUCUUCUCGAAAAUCGACAGAAUUCUUCUCCUCCUUUUCAUUCGGUUUGUUUCCAUCGUUUUUGCAUCUUCUCCUUUUUUCCUUUUUUCGCCUCCAUCGACGUAAAUAAAGCUUUACUCAAGUUGAAA
This is a messenger RNA of Polistes canadensis, 1700 nucleotides long. RefSeq lists its product as uncharacterized. The transcript is spliced from 9 exons. NCBI's taxonomy places the organism in Eukaryota, Metazoa, Arthropoda, Insecta, Hymenoptera, Vespidae. Gene Ontology annotation, molecular function: Toll binding; growth factor activity. Gene Ontology annotation, cellular component: extracellular region. Gene Ontology annotation, biological process: innate immune response; regulation of Toll signaling pathway; central nervous system formation. The record is from RefSeq and is a predicted model, not a curated record. The coding region runs from base 636 to 1304 and encodes 222 amino acids.